AUGUAAUUACAAGCUUUAAAUAUAUUUAGAAAAUUAGAAUUUGGUGGUGGUUAUCCUAGACCAAUGAUAGAACUUAUAGACUCAAGCUUUCUAAUGGAUAAUAAAAAGGCUAAAAGCACAAAUCCUCAAUUGAUUAUAAACUUGCCACCUGAUAUGAAUAUGGCUGACUUACUUAAUUACAGGAUUAGCAAAAAUGAAAUUUAGAAGAGGCAACUUUAAAAUGAGAUGAAUAAAUUAGGGAUCCAAAAAUAACAGAUUGAAAUGAAUAGGAAAUUUAUCAGCAAUAAACUAAAGCAAAGAAAAGCACAAAAAGAAUAGGAGAAAAAUGCACCUGAUCCAGAAGAGCAGUAACUAAAGGAAGAAUUGUAAAAGAAAAUGGAAUAGUCUAAACAGUCUUAGUAGGGAAAUAAAUUGAUAAAUUUGCUUAGAAAAAGUUAAGAUAAAAAAGCAGAAGAACCAGCAGCAAAGGAAGUUCAAAAGCAAAAAUAAGAUGAGUAAAAGUUAGAGAAGAUAAUCAGCAAAAUCGAUUAUCCACCUAUUGAAAUUAAAACUGUAUUAGGUAAAAGAAUUGAUUUGAAUAAGGAAUAAUAAGAAAAUAAAUAACAACCAACAAAAAGAGUAAACUUUGACAUAUACUCAAAUACUAAUGUCUUUAGCAAUCAAAAGAUAAAGGAAAGGUCAGAUAAUUACAAGAAUAUUUUGCCAGAAUUAAGCUAGAAAACCACUAACAGUAUUGACGAAAAGAAACCAUUUAUAAAUAAUAAUGCUAGCUGGAUUAAAAUAAAGGCUCAUAAGUAUCCACAGGACCAGAAAAAGAAAGUAGAUUUUGCAUACAAAAGUGAUUCCAGCUCAGAAGGAGAAAAGACCAAACUUCGACUAACUGGGAAUAAGCAAUGA
Molecule: messenger RNA, 897 nt
Organism: Stylonychia lemnae
Lineage: Eukaryota; Ciliophora; Spirotrichea; Sporadotrichida; Oxytrichidae
Source: the annotation of a GenBank genome assembly